AUGGCUCCGAUGAGACGACCCGCAGCCUAUGCCCCCCUUCCUGUUGGGUAUGCCUGGGCGACAGACAUAGCAGCUGAGACAUCAGACUCAGAGUCAUCAGUAUCAUCAAACCCGUCAAAGUCGGUUGCCAGAGAUGUCCCUUCCCUCCGCCUCAAUAGUUCUCUCGUCUUUCAUAUGGCGGAGCCACAGGCCUGGGUCCAGCUAUCGCCGCAGGCUAAGCUACAAAAAAAGAGAGAACACCUCUGUGCGCAAUGGGGUGAGGAGAAUUUCACCUUCUUCGAAGACGCCCCUGCUGUUCGCAAACACCGUGGAAGAAUCCAAGUGAGGCGCUAUGACUACUAUGCCCAUUUUGAAGUCUGGGAUGCAGAGCACUUCAACGUCCAGUAUCACAACAGUAUGACGUUGCUACAAGACGGACUGAAGAUGAACGAUGAUGACUUCAACAGACUUCAGAGCAGUUUAGGCAUUGUUGAUGCAGAGUUCCUCCACGCGUUCAAUGACUGGAAAUGUCAUUGCGGAUCUCUUGAGGUGCAAGCGGGAAAGCAACCUCCCAAAACUCGAGCAGUAGCUUUGGCGAAGCGGCCACCCACGCCUCCAGCACUGCCAAAGAGCCUCCUCAAGCAAAGGGCCAGACCUUGCGAGUCAGCUUUGGGAAAUCGGCAGUCGCCCAAUGCCACUCUUGGAGCUCCUCGCCCUCCUCAGCUGCCUCCCGACCCUCAACAGUACCAUGGACCUAGCGCAGCCUUGAAUUAUCCCCAAGUCUUUCCUUCCAAGCGCCCUGCACCUCACGCACCUUCCAAUAGUCCCCAAGCUGUUACUACAGCUCCCACAUCCCACGCACCUGGUACACCUCAACAACCUCAAGAAUCUCGCGCACCUCACGCGCCCCUCAAUCGUCCUCAAGUUCACAGUGCAGCUCAGAGAGUUCAGAACCCAAAUCCUCGCAACUCUGCCGAUGCUGUCGUUAGCAUUCACUUGGCUGAUGUAACAAGCAGCCGCAGAAAUCGACUUCUGGCCAAUAACGCCCCAAAAUCACAGUUGCAACCUACCGGUCUCUCAAUGGCUUCUCCUACCCAAAGCAAACGGAUAAAACGAGACUUUUCAGAAGUUGAUGAUUCAACGCAGCAAUACAACUUGCACCAAUACAAUUAUCAGCAACGGUCCUCCCUACCGCAAAAUUUUCAAUGGCCAAACAAACGGACCAGGACUGAGGUGCCCAGAAGAAAGAAAAUCCCGCUGUUUCUGAGACGUGAGGCUUCUCGAACUGUCACACUGCCUGGAUUCAGAGAGACACCACGAAGACUGUGUGACCCAGAAAUGUAUGGUCAAGGCCUGAAGGAGAACCAACAUAAAUUUGCGGAUGAACACGAAUCCUGGCUAGUUGAAUUGGACACUGUGUUCACCCAUGUCGAGACAAGUGCGGAGCCGCUUGCCAAAGACGAGGAAGAGGCAAACGUCAUCGUGAGAAGAACGCUCGCUGAGUUGUUCAGGGUCAUCAAAAACCGAUUCUCAUACGAGCAGGAGCUCAGAGAAUUCGACGAUGCAUCUUCGAUUCUCUUCUAUGGGCACAUAUAUAACUUGUGGAGUAAGGGCGUGGGUCUGGCAGAUCCUUACGUGGUCUGGGCGAUUGCCCAAACCUUCAAAGUGGGCGACCAAGCCAUCAGCGAAAAGGAAACACAGGUGUUGAGGAACGAGAUGUUGCAGUAUGUUCACAACAACUAUUUUGCUCAAUGGUGGCAGAUGGUUGUGUAUGCAAUCAUUACUAGCCGAAAGGCUUGA
Molecule: messenger RNA, 1779 nt
Organism: Exophiala aquamarina CBS 119918
Lineage: Eukaryota; Fungi; Ascomycota; Eurotiomycetes; Chaetothyriales; Herpotrichiellaceae
Exons: 2
Coding region: 1-1779 (592 amino acids)
Source: RefSeq, a predicted model, not a curated record